Molecule: messenger RNA, 637 nt
Organism: Mus musculus (house mouse)
Lineage: Eukaryota; Metazoa; Chordata; Mammalia; Rodentia; Muridae
Product: predicted gene 4796
Exons: 1
Coding region: 5-637 (210 amino acids)
Source: RefSeq, a predicted model, not a curated record
CAAGAUGAAGCUGAACAUCUCCUUCCCCGCCGCCGACUGUCAGAAGCUCAUCGAGGUGGAUGAUGAGCGCAAGCUCCGCACCUUCUAUGAGAAGUGCAUGGCCACGGAAGUAGCCGCUGAUGCUCUUGGUGAAGAGUGGAAGGGUUAUGUGGCCCGGAUCAGAGGUGAGAAUGACAAGCAAGGUUUUCCCAUGAAGCACGGUGUUCUGACCCAUGGCAGAGUGCGCCUGCUGUUGAAUAGGGGGCAUCCCUGUUACAGACCAAGGAGAACUGAAGAGAGGAAGCUCAAGUCUGUUCGAGGAUGCAUCGUGGACGCUAAUCUCAGUGUUCUCAACUUGGUCAUUGUAAAGAAAGGAGAGAAGGAUAUUCCUGGACUGACAGAUACUACUGUGCCUCGUCGGUUGGGACCUAAAAGGGCUAGUAGAAUCCGAAAGCUUUUAAAUCUCUCCAAAGAUGAUGAUGUCUGCCAGUAUGUUGUCAGGAAGCCCUUAAACAAAGAAGGUAAGAAGCCCAGGACCAAAGCACCCAAGAUCCAGGGUCUUGUUACUCCACGCAUCCUGCAACACAAAUGCCGACGUAUUGGUCUGAAGAAGCAACGCACUAAGAAGAACAAGGAGGAGGCUGCAGAAUUAAGUUAA